Otolemur garnettii (small-eared galago) is the source of this 1344-nucleotide messenger RNA. RefSeq names its product EEF1A lysine methyltransferase 3 (gene EEF1AKMT3). Gene Ontology annotation, cellular component: cytosol; cytoplasm. The record is from RefSeq and is a predicted model, not a curated record. Bases 43 to 825 code for a protein of 260 amino acids. The transcript is spliced from 3 exons. Gene Ontology annotation, biological process: peptidyl-lysine methylation. NCBI's taxonomy places the organism in Eukaryota, Metazoa, Chordata, Mammalia, Primates, Galagidae. Gene Ontology annotation, molecular function: protein-lysine N-methyltransferase activity.
UCAAGCUGGAGGAAGGAGUGCAAACUUGGGGAGGCGGGGCUCAUGCCACCGGGAAGCGGAGACGGUCCGCGGCCCCCAACAUCUACCCCGCGACAGACGAGGGACCGCGGCGCCGGCCACGGGGCUGCGCGCUCUCUCCGCGGGAUGGCGGACCCCGGCCCUGAUCCCGAGUCUGAGCCCGAAUCGGUGUUUCCGCGGGAGGUCGGGCUCUUCGCGGACUCUUACUCCGAGAAGAUCCAGUUCUGUUUCUGUGGGCACAUGCUGAGCAUCACGCAGAACUUUGGGUCUCACCUCGGGGUGGCGGCAGGCGUAUGGGAUGCGGCUCUGAGCCUGUGCAAUUAUUUCGAGAGUCAAAAUGUGGAUUUCCGUGGCAGGAAGGUGAUCGAACUGGGCGCCGGGACGGGCAUCGUGGGCAUCUUGGCAGCGCUGCAGGGGGGGGAUGUUACCAUCACUGACCUGCCUCUGGCCCUAGAACAGAUCCAGGGCAACGUCCAGUCCAAUGUGCCAGCUGGAGGCCAGGCCCAGGUCCGUGCCUUGUCCUGGGGAAUUGACCAGCAUGUCUUCCCUGGAGACUAUGACCUGGUACUGGGGGCUGAUAUCGUGUACCUGGAACCCACCUUCCCACUGCUGCUGGGAACCCUCCAACAUCUGUGCGGGCCCCAUGGCACCAUCUAUCUGGCCUCCAAGAUGAGAGAGGAGCAUGGGACAGAGAGCUUCUUUCAGCAUUUCCUGCCCCAGCAUUUCCAACUGGAGUUGGUCCAGCGGGAUGAGGAUGAGAAUGUCAACAUUUAUAGGGCCAGGCACAGGGAACCAAGACCUGCUUGACAUUACCCCCCUGUUCUUCUCAACCCUUUGUCCUAAAGAAGGAACUGCCUAACUCCAAAACUGUAUCUCCACAGCCACAAACACAAGGACCAAAAAGGACAGAUCUCCCUGGCCUCUGUUUUCCUCCUUUCCUCUUUGUUCUUCUAGAUACUCUUGGGCUGGUACAAGGAGAUGCCUACUUAGUAGGAAUCCUAGAUCACUGGCAGCCCUGGAGUUAGAACACCAAGGAAUUUCCCAGCUCCUCUUCUUAGAGGAGGAUAGGAGAGUAUUCAAGAUUUUUAGAGGUAAGGGAGGUAAAUGGGUUGUGAGAGCAGUGGCAGCAGAGAGGCUCUCACUGACUCCCUUGUAGUCCUAUUGCUGUCUGUUAUACAGAGCAGACUUUUUAAAAACCAAAUUCUGCAGAAUUUUUCUAAAGGGAAAGAAAUAAGCAUUAAAAUCUCUUCUGCAUCCAAAGAACUCAGUUUGAACUUGGAAAGCAAGGACCAUCUGCUUCUUGCUUUCAGAGAUAGUCUGGUGUGG